Molecule: messenger RNA, 629 nt
Organism: Pungitius pungitius (ninespine stickleback)
Lineage: Eukaryota; Metazoa; Chordata; Actinopteri; Perciformes; Gasterosteidae
Gene: cfap126
Product: cilia and flagella associated protein 126
Exons: 5
Coding region: 103-531 (142 amino acids)
Biological process (GO): cilium organization
Cellular component (GO): ciliary basal body
Source: RefSeq, a predicted model, not a curated record
CUCAAUUGUCUUUCGACCACAAGUUAGGAAUGGAGGGGCCAGGACAAUGACGUUGCUAUGCAACGGGUCAACAAACACAGAUGCAGAUAGACGGCUGCAGCCAUGUCCAUGUACUCAGCAAACCAGUAUGACAGUGCCUUCAAGCCACAGAGGCUCCCGAACUGGUGUGAACCAGAGCACUGCAAACAGAGACCCUGUGCAAGGGGGGGCGCCACCACCUUCAUUGCUGAUAAUAGAGGUCAUCUGCUCCCAGGCGUGAAGAAGAGGGGAACUGCAUGGCCGGACUUUAAGGGGACCUGGGAUCUACCUGCAGGCCGCUCUGCAGACGGCCUCCGCGGGUCGAAGUCCUUGGCCUUUGACCCACAGCACUCUGUUUGCAAAAACACCACAGGCCUACAGGAUGUUGGCGAGCACACCAGUCAGCUUUCCUGUCCGAAUGAUGGGGAUGAACAGUCAGACGGUGCUGCUCUGUCACUGAACGCAGCGUCGCCCUCCACCCAGACACAACGAGAGGAGCAUCCACACCACUGAACUCCAUUCUCAGUGAAUGAAAUCCAAAAGGCUAUACAAUUGUUGAUAAAUACGGUAAAAAGCAUGAAUAUCUUUUUGUUAGAGGUGCGUUUUUACCC